AUGCCUCCUCGCAAAAAAGCUGCUGCCGACGGUGCUGCUCCAGCUCCUACACGCUCUAGCACUCGCACAAAAUCUGCUGCAGCCUCAGCCCCAGCCCCGGCAGCGACGAAGCCCAAAUCCAAGAAGCGCGCGGCUGCCAGCGACGAUGAAGAUAGUCAAUCUGACAAUGAUGUGAAAAAACCAGCAAGCAAGAAAGCCAAGAAGGCGCCCGCCUCAAAGGCAAAGGCAAAGGCCGACAGCGACGACGAGAACAGCCAAAGCGACAACGAUACGAAAAAGCCAGCCAGCAAGAAGGCUAAGAAAGCUCCUGCAUCUAAGGCCAAGGCCAAAGCAGCCAGCGACGACGACGACAAACCGGCCAAGAUGGUCACCGUUCUUAAGCGUGGCCGGGCUCCUGUAGACAGCGGCUCUGGCAAAGUUAACACGCAUCAGGUCUUCAGUAAUGAUGAGGGCGUCUGGGAUGCUAUGCUGAACCAAACGAACAUCGGCAACAAUAACAACAAGUUUUAUGUCCUCCAACUGCUCCAUCCCGUUGGAAACGACACCUCCUGCAUCCUGUUCACACGUUGGGGUCGAGUGGGCGCUGAUGGUCAGACCCAAGUCAAAGGCCCCUUCCCAUCUUCUACCGCAAUCCGAGAAUUUAAGAAGCAGUUCAAGGCGAAAGCUUCAGUUGAGUGGGAAGACAGAGUUGGUAUGGUACCCAAAGCAGGCAAAUAUACCUGGCUUGAACGCGACUACGGCGACGAAGAUGAAGCAGAAGCUGAAGACAAAGCCGAGAACAGUUCGAAGAAGAAGGGGAAAGCGAAAUCAGAAAUACCACCGUCCAAACUCGACCCUGAAAUCCAAGAGCUAUGCAAUCUCAUCUUCAGCACCUCGAUUAUCGACGCGACCCUCUCGUCCAUGAAUUACGAUGCCAAUAAGCUCCCUCUGGGCAAACUCGCUAAGAGCACGGUUCUGAACGGAUUCGCAGCUCUCAAGGCUCUUUCGGAAGUUAUCAACGAUCCCAACGGCGAUGCUGCUAAAGAACUUGGUGGUCUCGCUAAGGCCUGCGAACACCUCAGUGGCAGAUAUUACUCCAUCAUACCACACGACUUCGGUUUCUCUCGACCUGUGUCCAUUAACACCAAGCAACUCCUGGAAAAGGAGCUAGAACUUGUGGACGCGCUAUCUGACAUGGAGAUCGCUAGCAAACUCAUUGCAGAGAACAACAAGGCCGAUGAGGAUGCAGACGGCAAUCCUAUCAACCCUAUGGACAAAAACUUCCACUCUCUCAACUUAACGAGCAUGGAGCCAGUCCAGCGUACUUCCAGCGAAUGGGGUGUUCUCGAGGCUUAUGUUCGUGAUACCCAUGGUCACACUCAUGGUCAUAUCCAGGGCAAAGUCCUGAAUGCGUUCAGAGUGGAGCGAGCGGCGGAAACUGCUGCAUGGAAUGCCGCUGGGUAUGACAAGCUUGGCGAGGGAGAGAGACUAUUGUUGUGGCACGGCUCGAGGUCCACUAAUUUCACCGGUAUACUUUCUCAAGGGUUGCGUAUCGCUCCGCCAGAAGCGCCGGUAACCGGAUAUAUGUUCGGUAAAGGUGUCUAUUUCGCUGAUAUGAUGUCCAAGUCAGCUGGAUACUGUUAUUCUCAUUUGAGUAAUGGAACGGGCGUAAUGCUGCUGUGCGAAAUCGCAGCUAAGCCCUUCCACGAGCUCGUGUCUGCGGACUACCAUGCCGAUCAGGGCUGUAAGAAGAACAAGAAACGUGCGACCAAGGGGUUGGGCAGGUCGCAGCCUGGUGACUGGAAGGAUGCCGGUCAAGCACUGGGACAUGAUGAGUUGAUUGGGUGCCAUAUGCCUGAGGGCCCAGCUAAGAACGUGGAUCUCCCUGGACUUAACGGCGGCUACGGCCUCCAGUACAACGAAUAUAUCGUUUAUAGCACCGCUCAGAUCAGAGUGAGGUAUCUGCUCAUGGUCAAGAUGUGA
Mycena indigotica is the source of this 1962-nucleotide messenger RNA. RefSeq names its product Poly [ADP-ribose] polymerase. Bases 1 to 1962 code for a protein of 653 amino acids. The transcript is spliced from 16 exons. The record is from RefSeq and is a predicted model, not a curated record. Lineage: Eukaryota; Fungi; Basidiomycota; Agaricomycetes; Agaricales; Mycenaceae. Gene Ontology annotation, molecular function: NAD+ poly-ADP-ribosyltransferase activity.